GGUCAAUCAUUAAAAGAUCAAAGCAAACAUGGCCCAAGAAGGCUCCAGCCACAAUGUCUCACUUCCGAGUUACUACUCGAGUAUCCUGGGAAAAAGGAGGUUCUUACCAACAUUGUCGACUUCAUGGCCAAAAAACAUCCACAAGCUCUAUUUGCCGAAUUCCCCGUCUCACUCACAUCUUACGAUGCCGGUUUUCACAAGAUCACUUAUGAGAGUCUAGCCAAUGCUGUCAACGCAGCAGCUUGGUGGCUUCAUGAGAUGCUUGGUGGACCAGGAAGCAAUUUUGAAACGAUUGGAUACAUGGGAGUCAACGAUCCGCGCUACCACAUCAUGGUUCUGGCGGCUGUGAAAGCUGGAUAUAAGGUAAAGGCAUUCUCAGGAGUAAGUCAAUAUAUGACUAGAGAGGACCUAAUUCUUCUCGCAGUUAUUUCUGUCUUCUCCUCGCAACAGUAGUACAGCACACUAUUAUCUGUUCGACUCAUUGGGCUGCGAAACGCUGAUUGUAACCGAUUCUAUUUCACCUAUGUUUGCAGGUGCUAUUUCCUCACAUGACCUGAAUGUGUUGCAAGUUCCUGGUAUACAUGAACUUCUCGAUGCGCAAACUCGUCCCUAUCCGUACAAUAAAACUUGGGAAGAAGCGAAAGACGACCCACUUCUGGCUCUCCGUAAGUAAACAGACAACUGAUAUUUGCAGUUACCACUUUCCCUUUGUUCGACCUAACACCCUGUUGACCACGAUUCUCUUGUGAAAUCCGACUAUUUACGAUACUAUACCAUUGGCUCUUACAAGUCACAGAGAUAAUAUACUGAUUCCCCAUCUGUUAGAUAUAUCUGGUUCUACUAGCAUACCAAAAGCAUUGACUUGGACCCACGACUUCGCAGCCGCGUAUUACAAUAUGAGUCAGCUUGACCCUCCUGCUGAAUAUGAGAGUCAAAACAGGCUCUAUCAGGAUAACCGAAUCAUCUUCUUCUUCCCACCCUUUCAUGUGAGUAGUUUUGUAUCAUCACAAAAGAGGCACAAGCUCGGCGUGGUAUAUGCAAGCUUCAGUGCACCGGCCAAUAACCCAAAGUUUCGCAGCUAAUACUUGUUUGCUAGGGCGCUGCUCUUUUUCUCGCAUUAAUUAAUGGAAUCGCCAACAGAAGCGUCUGGAUAUACCCCCCAGCAGCGGGUAUACCAUCAGCAAAACUUCUUGUUAACGGGCUCAAACAUACGAAAGCUGAUGUCCUCGCGAUUCCCCCACCUGUAGUUGUAGAUCUUGCAAGGCAACCUGACUUUGUCGAAGAGAUCUCUUCAAAGAUUGAUACGAUCAUCUUUGGCGGAGGUGACGUUUCCGAGGCAAUUGGCUCAGCUCUCAAAGACAAGUUCAAGAUGGUGAGUGUUCUCGGGGCAACCGAGAUAGGUCUUGCAGCCGCAAUUCGACCAGCCGGAAAAUUCCCGUCAGAUGACUGGCAGUUUAUCCACUUUUACCCAGAAUUUGGAACAGAAUUCAAGCACAUCAACGAAGACUUGUAUGAGUUACAUUUCAUCCGAAGACCAGAGAUUUCCGAGCACCAGCCAAUGUUUAAGCUUUUCCCGGAACUCCAAGAAUACAACACACGAGAUCUAUUUACGCCACAUCCUUCCAAGCCGGGCUUGUGGAUUUACAGAGGAAGAAGUGAUGAUAUCAUCGUAUUCUUAACAGGCGAAAAGACAAAUCCAACCUCUUUUGAGCACCAUGUUUCUACACACCCAGAAGUAAAAGCCGCCUUGGUAAUCGGUACCCAACGAUUCCAAGCCGGUCUUUUGAUCGAGCUGGUUGAGGAAGGGGAGUUCUCUUCUACGCAGCGAGCGAAAAUCAUCGAGGGAAUUUGGCCUAAAAUACACGAAGCCAACCAAGUCUGUCCAAAUCAUGCCAUAGUAGCGAAGACACAUGUCCUCCUUGUGAACCCAAAGAAACCAAUGGCACGUGCAGGCAAGGGCACAGUGCAGAGACAACUGACUUUAUCAACGUACGCUGAGGAAAUCGAUGCACUCUAUGCCGAUACCGAGAAGAUGAACGCUACCAGUGACGAUGUCGAGAAACUUGAUGGCCAGGCUACUGUUGAGAAGUUGAGUUUGUUGGUGGAAAAGUUGGUGAAGAAACAAACAGGUUGGGCUGACAUCAAUGCUCAAGAUAACCUCUAUCUCUUGGGUCUUGACUCACUUCAGACUUUGCUUCUGGUACGCGACCUAAAACAGGCUGUUGGACUGCCUGAUCUUGCGCCCAGUUCUGUCUAUACAAAUCCAUCAAUCACCGAAUUAUCCAAUGCCAUCUUGAAUUUAUUGACUCAGAAAGAAGCAUCAACCAAGGAGCUGUACGAGAACCGAAGAUCAGAAAUCGAAAGUUUGAUUCCCAAGCAUUCGAAUGCAAUAGAUGAGCUUGCUAGCACAACCACCACAGACAAGAAGUCUUCCAAUAGUGAAACCAGUCCAAAUCACGUUGUUCUUCUCACUGGAUCAACCGGCAGUUUAGGUACAUACCUACUCCAGGCCCUCCUCAAGAACCUGACUGUAUCGCAUGUGUACUGCCUGAACAGGUCCUUAGACUCGUCAUCAGUUCAGGCUGAACGAAACAAGUCUCGCGGUAUAGAAUUGGAAUUUCCCGAGAACCGAGUCACCUUUUUGUGUGCGAAGCCCAGCGAAGAGAACUUUGGUCUUGACCCUCAAGUAUAUGACAAAUUCUCCAAUACGGUGACGGAAAUCAUAUUGAAUGGCUGGACGGUGAACUUCAACAUACCUCUCUCCACCUUUAAUCCACAACUCUCUGGUGUCGUCAAUUUCUCAAAUUUUGCCAGCCAAGCACGAUAUAAACCCUCGGUACUAUUUAUAUCAUCCAUCAGUUCAGUCAUAGAAGCAGGUGCAGUCAUCCCAGAGGAUGUGAUUCGCAACCAUUCGGCCCCGAUUCCUAUGGGUUAUGGCGAAAGUAAAUACAUCGCUGAACUGUUCUGUUGCUCGAUCACGUCGCUAAACGGCUUUUCGUGGAUGCUAGAAUUGCUCGUGUUGGACAGAUCGCCGGUCCAGCUCACAUUUCUGGGACAUGGAACAGGUGGGAAUGGCUUCCUAGCUUGGUCAUAAGCUCGCUUCAUGUCGGGACCUUACCUGAUUCUCUAGGAAAUAGCAUGAGUACUAUUGACUGGGUUCCGAUUGAUAUUCUUGCGAAAGUUUUGGUGGAGUUGUCAUUCUCUAACACAUCAACCGAGUCUUCAGAGAGGAGUGCUUCAGUCUAUCACCCUCAAAAUCCCCACACCAUAUCUUGGACUAAGCUCCUUCCUACCAUCGUUGCAACUCUGAGUAAGCGGAAGGGAACCCCUGUUGAAGUAAUUACACUUGGCGAUUGGUUGAAGCGGAUACAUGCGGAUUUAGAGUCGGGUGGUUCCGAUAUUGAGGAUCUUGUUAAGCGAAACCCUGCCGUCAAGCUCCUCGGUACUUAUGAGGUCUUUGCGAAGGAGCGAAGAGAAGGGACAAAGUUCACGACGGACUGA
This is a messenger RNA of Hymenoscyphus albidus, 3501 nucleotides long. NCBI's taxonomy places the organism in Eukaryota, Fungi, Ascomycota, Leotiomycetes, Helotiales, Helotiaceae. The record is from the annotation of a GenBank genome assembly.